GAGCUUCGGGCACAGCCUCGGAGCUCCGGGUCUGGCGCAGCCGGAGGCAGAAGCGGCGCGUCUGGAGAGACCCAGCCUCACUGCUCGUAUAUGGCAAAGUUUCUCGCCGAGCUCCUGGGCUGCACGUUGCCGAGCAAGGGCGCCUCUCCCAUGUUUGAGUCCAAAAGUCAUUCCCGAGUUGGCCUGAAAUCAAGCACCAAGCAAAAGACCACCAUUUUCAGCACAUUAGCCAGUGAAAAGUCCUUAUCUGACUGCAAAAAGGAACAGCAAUGGAAACCUUCCGUGUAUGGCAGCAUGACGCCUGUCUGCUUCGCAAGCCCUCCGAUUGAGAAGCCAAUUGGCAAAGAAAGUAUGCCUCAGACGCCUCCCUUUUCAGCAAUGUUUGACAGCAGUGGUUACAACCGAAACCUCUACCAGUCUGCAGAGGACAGCUGUGGAGGAUUGUAUUACCAUGACAACAACCUCCUCUCCGGCUCCCUGGAAGCACUCAUCCAGCACUUAGUACCUAAUGUGGAUUACUACCCGGAUAGAACGUACAUAUUUACCUUCCUGCUCAGUUCCCGGUUAUUUAUGCAUCCAUAUGAGCUCAUGGCCAAAGUUUGCCACUUAUGUGUUGACCACCAGAGACUCAGUGAUUCCGAUGGUGAUAAGAAUCAGAUAAGAAAAAUUGCACCUAAAAUCCUUCAACUUCUGACAGAAUGGACAGAAACAUUUCCUUAUGAUUUUCGGGAUGAAAGAAUGAUGAGAAAUUUAAAAGACCUGGCUCACCGAAUAGCCAGUGGCGAGGAGCAGACAUACCGGAAGAACGUUCAGCAGAUGAUGCAGUGUCUGAUCCGCAAGCUUGCUGCACUCAGCCAGUACGAGGAGGUCCUGGCGAAAAUCAGCUCCACCUCUACAGACCGGCUCACGGUCCUCAAGACCAAGCCCCAGUCCAUCCAGAGGGACAUCAUCACCGUCUGCAGUGACCCUUACACGCUGGCCCAGCAGCUGACUCACAUAGAGCUGGAGAGACUCAAUUAUAUUGGGCCAGAAGAAUUUGUUCAGGCAUUCGUGCAGAAGGACCCUUUGGACAAUGACAAGAGUUGCUACAGUGAACGGAAGAAAACACGCAACUUAGAAGCUUACGUGGAAUGGUUUAAUCGCCUCAGCUACUUGGUGGCUACAGAAAUCUGCAUGCCUGUAAAGAAGAAACACCGUGCAAGAAUGAUUGAGUAUUUCAUUGAUGUAGCUCGGGAGUGUUUUAACAUUGGCAACUUUAAUUCCUUGAUGGCGAUAAUCUCUGGCAUGAAUAUGAGCCCAGUCUCGCGACUAAAGAAAACUUGGGCCAAAGUGAAGACUGCGAAGUUUGACGUUCUUGAGCAUCAGAUGGAUCCUUCAAGCAAUUUCUAUAAUUAUCGAACAGCUCUUCGGGGAGCAGCACAAAGGUCUUUAACUGCCCACAGUAGCAGAGAGAAGAUUGUGAUACCGUUCUUCAGUCUCUUAAUCAAAGAUAUUUAUUUCCUCAAUGAGGGCUGUGCCAACCGCCUUCCGAAUGGCCAUGUCAAUUUUGAGAAAUUUUGGGAAUUGGCCAAACAAGUGAGUGAAUUUAUGACUUGGAAACAAGUGGAGUGUCCAUUUGAGAGGGACCGGAAGAUCCUGCAGUAUCUGCUCACGGUACCAGUCUUCAGUGAGGAUGCUCUCUACUUGGCCUCCUACGAGAGUGAAGGACCUGAAAACCAUGUAGAGAAAGACAGAUGGAAGUCAUUAAGGUCGAGCCUCUUAGGCAGGGUUUAACAUGGGAGCUGACUGCUGCUGCUGCUGCUGCAACUAUUGCUGCAUCAUGCGGAUCCUUGAGGGGCUGGCCCGUGUUUUCUGGCAUCCGGUACCAUGAAACAUCACGAAGACCCCGCAGUCAUUGGCGUGCUCCGGUCCGGCAAAGCUACCAGGCUCUCUCAAGAGCAGAUUCCCGGGGACCUCGGUUUCCCCAGCCGACAGAUGGACUCAGCAUUUGUGAGACUGAAAUGUUCACUGAAGACACUUGAGAAAGAAUCCUCUGAAGCUCCCGGCUCUGCACAUGAUUCAUCUCCUGGAAUUUCCAUGUGAAUCAUAGCUCUGCACCUGGACGGAGUUUUCUUUUGUGUGUGUGUUUUUUAUUUGGUUGAACAUUUGCUGCUAAUGGGACUUACCCAGCUGAGUGCUGGCUCUUAGGAAGCCCGUGUUUCUUUGUUAACUUAAAUGAAAAAGGGAGAGAGGGGAGGGGAAAUCCCCUUCGUUUAGAUCCCCAACAGCCCAAUCAGUAUGGCCAGGGAGGGGUGAGCUGGCUGACUGCGGACUUCAUUCCCGUUAGUGCGUGCUGUGUUGUAAAUUCCUCUCCUCCCUCUUCCUACAAAGUUUUGAGUUGGCUGCUGGUUAGCAAACUCCUUUGUACCCAUAUUAAGUUAUUUAAUAUAAUAAUGAAGCUCAACACUGUGGUAGGAAAAUAGCCACUAGGGGGGAAAAAAAAACAAAAAUAAAACAAAAAAAAAAAACAAAGAAGCAGAGUUUGUUACUGGACUGCUUUAACACUGGAAGGACUUUUUGUUUUCUUUGCCCUUCUGAGCUGUUUACAGUUGACCACUGUGUUCUAUGGAUGUAUUUUUUGGUAGGUUUUUGGUUUUAUUGGUUACCUAGUUUUCCAUGAUGCCGAUUUUUUUCUUUUUUUUUUUUUUUUUUUCUGUUGUAAAUCUAAAUGAGCUGACUUUAAGGGUCUUAGGAAAACCCACGGCAUAAUUGCAAUUUAAUUUUUUAGCAGUUAUUUUUUAUUACCUUCUGGAGUCUGUUGGUGACUACGCUGUAAACCAAGAGUACAUUAGAAAAGUUACCACCCAUCCCCAGGUACAGCAGUGAACAAAACGAAUGAAAAAACACCUCGCUUUUAACUCAGUGGUUGAUCUGUGAAAUAGUCCACCUUGUUCAACAUCUAAAUGAGUCCGUAGUUGCUCUGCAAACAGCCAUUAUAUUUAUUUACUCUAGGAGAAACUGUAGAGUAGUGACUUGUGCUAAUGAAAAAACAAAACACCGUGUUCAAAAUAGAGAUGUCUUUGCAAACUUAAUGACAUGGUUUCUAAACACAGAGCAUGUAUAUGUGCUGCGCGUCAACUCAGCAGACCUGAAAUGUUAACAAGUUGUCCCUUUACGACCAUCAAUAUAUUUUACACUCUGCGGCCAGGA
Molecule: messenger RNA, 3189 nt
Organism: Tupaia belangeri chinensis (Chinese tree shrew)
Lineage: Eukaryota; Metazoa; Chordata; Mammalia; Scandentia; Tupaiidae
Gene: RASGEF1B
Product: RasGEF domain family member 1B
Exons: 17
Coding region: 91-1773 (560 amino acids)
Biological process (GO): Ras protein signal transduction
Cellular component (GO): plasma membrane
Molecular function (GO): guanyl-nucleotide exchange factor activity
Source: RefSeq, a predicted model, not a curated record